Molecule: messenger RNA, 570 nt
Organism: Panicum virgatum (switchgrass)
Lineage: Eukaryota; Viridiplantae; Streptophyta; Magnoliopsida; Poales; Poaceae
Exons: 1
Molecular function (GO): nucleic acid binding
Source: RefSeq, a predicted model, not a curated record
AACAUCGCGACUCCGUAUCACCCUCAGACCAGCGGUCAAGCAGAAAUAUCUAACAAGCAAAUCAAGAAUAUUCUGCAGAAUACCGUGAAUGAGAUGGGGAGGGGAUGGAAGCUGAAAUUACCGGAUGCACUGUGGGCAUACCGUACAGCAUAUAAGACACCCAUUGGAAUGUCACCCUAUCAGCUUGUCUACGGGAAAACUUGCCACUUACCCAUACAGCUGGAGCACAGAGCGCAUUGGGCUCUCCGGAAGUGGAAUAUGGAUCUUAAAAUAGCCGGAGAAUACUGGAAGCAUCAAAUCUCGGAAUUGGAAGAAUGGAGAGACAAAGCUUAUCAUAGUGCCUCGAUUUACAAAAAACAAACCAAGAGAUGGCAUGAUAAGCGAUUGAAGCUUAAGAACUUCAAUCCCGGAGACAAGGUAUUGCUCUUUAAUUCCAGGGUCAAGUUAUUUGGUCAUGGGAAACUACGAAGCAAAUGGCAAGGACCGUAUCACAUCAUCGACACAUCACCACAUGGAGCCAUCACGAUACAAGAUGACAAUGGUAACGCCUAUAAGGUAAACGGUCAACGA